GCCGCCGCGGUGGCUGACCGUCCGGGGGUGACACGUCCUGGGAGCGCCAGACGGAAGCGCCGCUGGGACUGACACGUGGACUUGGGCGGCGCUGCCCGCGUGGGCUGGCUGGCGGGAGCCGGCUCUGGACUCGCUGCGUCCGAUGCAGCCGACGCGGCUGCCCCCAGACCAGGCCCGUGGGGACGCGGCGGAGGACGCUCAGUGGUCCAGGCCCGAGUGCCAGGCAUGGACGGGGACGCUGCUGCUGGGCACGUGCCUUCUCUACUGCGCCCGCGUCAGCAUGCCCAUCUGCACUGUCUCCAUGAGCCAGGACUUCGGCUGGAACAAGAAAGAAGCCGGGAUUGUGCUCAGCAGCUUCUUCUGGGGCUACUGCCUGACCCAGGUCGCUGGUGGCCACCUGGGGGACCGGAUCGGGGGUGAGAAGGUCAUCCUGCUGUCGGCCUCUGCCUGGGGCCUCAUCACUGCCGCCACCCCGCUGCUCGCCCACCUGGGCAGCGCCCACCUGGUCUUCAUGACCUUCUCGCGCAUCCUCACCGGCUUGCUGCAAGGGGUGUACUUCCCCGCGCUGACCAGCCUGCUGUCACAGAAGGUUCCGGAGAGCGAGCGCGCCUUCACCUACAGCGCCGUGGGGGCUGGCUCCCAGGACGCUGGUGACGGGGGCGGUGGGCUCCCUGCUCCUGGACUGGUACGGCUGGCCGAGCGUCUUCUACCUCUCCGGCGGCCUCACCCUGCUGUGGGUGUGUUACGUGUACAGACCUUGUCCUGGCCUUGGACGUUUUGGUGCAAGGCCUGCCGAUGUCCCGGCACACCAGGGUCCCCUGGAGACAGCUCUUCCGGAAGCCUUCCGUCUGGGCGGCCAUCUUCUCCCAGCUGUCCUCCGCCUGCUCCUUCUUCAUCCUGCUGUCCUGGCUGCCCACCUUCUUCAGGGAGACCUUCCCCAGCUCCCAGGGCUGGGUCUUCAACGUGGUGCCCUGGCUGGUGGCAGUCCCAGCCAGUCUGUUCAGCGGGCUUCUCUCUGACCACCUCAUCAGUCAGGGUGAGCCCUGGGGACCGGACACGCCAGGGGCCACGACGGGGCCUCGCCUCACCUUGGGAGGCGGGAGGCGUCCUUCCAGGGGCAGGUUACAGAACCAUCGUCGUGAGGAAGUUCAUGCAGGUGAUGGGCCUGGGCCUGUCCAGCGUCUUCGCCCUGUGCUUGGGCCACACCUCCAGCUUUUGUAAGUCCGUGUUCUUUGCCUCGGCCUCCAUCGGCCUCCAGACCUUCAACCACAGUGGCAUUUCUGUCAACAUCCAGGACCUGGCCCCGUCCUGUGCUGGCGUUCUCUUUGGUGUGGCCAACACAGCUGGGGCCUUGGCAGGUGUUGUGGGCGUGGGCCUGGGUGGCUACCUGAUCGAGACCACCGGCUCCUGGACGUCCCUGUUCCACCUGGUGGCCGCCAUCAGCAGCCUGGGGCUGUGCAGCUUCCUGGUGUUUGGAAAGGCCCAGAGGGUGGACCUGGGCCCCACCCACCAGGACCUCUAGCCGCGCCCCAGCCGGACCCCACACACCCCGCACCACCAGCCUUGGGGUGAAGGGUUCGGUGUCAGAGCCUCUUCCUCUUGCCCCCCGUCGUGUGACAGCGGAGCCGAGCCCCAGCUGAGCUGGGGGACGGAGGGCCGGCACCGGCACCUGGCCCUGGCCGGGCCUAGGUUUCCCCUCUGCCCAGUGUCCUCAGGGUUGCGGGCCUCUUGGUGUUGCAGGACCGUCCGGGGCGAGUGGGGUCGACGCACCCGGACACGCCUCCCUGCAGCGUCAGGAGUGUCCUGGCAGUCGGCCCGCCCACCCUGUGCCCAAUCCGCAGGGUCCGGGCGGCCUCUCCCCCGACCCGAGUCCCUCUAUUUCCGGGCACUUGGGGCCCAGGCAGUUCUCUGUGCUGGGCCGUGCUGGGCGCUGUGGGGUGCUCAGGGCCACCCUGCCCCCAACACUGUCUCCCGAUACCACCAGUGUCCUCUGGACAGCUGCCCCCGGGUGAGGACCCCAGCUCUGGGCAGUGGGCUCCGGCCUUGUGGCCAUCCUUGGGGACCCCACCCCCAGCACCCCCUCCUGUGGAUCCCUGGACACAGGCAAUGUGCUCUGCGUCCCACGGCGUUGACCAGGACCAGGCGACCCACCUUCCGUUCGCUCAGAGCGGCCGUCUCUCCCGAAUUGAUGAGGGGCGUGGCUGGGUGAACUGGGGAGAAAAGAAUGUGGAAAACCACACCAGCGCCUUAUUUAAAUGAUGACCAUUAAACUAUUUAAAAGAA
This is a messenger RNA of Artibeus jamaicensis (Jamaican fruit-eating bat), 2283 nucleotides long. It is a transcript of the gene SLC17A9, whose product is annotated as solute carrier family 17 member 9. Gene Ontology annotation, cellular component: membrane. The transcript is spliced from 13 exons. Gene Ontology annotation, molecular function: transmembrane transporter activity. NCBI's taxonomy places the organism in Eukaryota, Metazoa, Chordata, Mammalia, Chiroptera, Phyllostomidae. Gene Ontology annotation, biological process: transmembrane transport. The coding region runs from base 143 to 1522 and encodes 459 amino acids. The record is from RefSeq and is a predicted model, not a curated record.